UAACGGCCACCGCAACCGUCGCAUACUCGUCUCUGGGCUCUCGCGACGCGUUAGUCUGUACUCGAGUCAGUUCGAUAGUAAAAUCGCCGUUAGUCGCCGCCGCAUUCAAGGUACCCCAAGGGUCACUCUUUUCGUGAGGUCACAACAAAACUCCGCGCGAGCAACAUGAGGGAGAUCGUCCACAUCCAGGCCGGCCAGUGCGGUAACCAAAUUGGAGCGAAGUUUUGGGAAAUCAUAAGCGACGAGCAUGGCAUUGACCCGACCGGCACCUACCACGGUGACUCCGAUCUCCAGCUGGAGAGAAUCAACGUCUACUACAAUGAGGCGUCCGGCGGCAAAUAUGUGCCGCGUGCCAUCCUCGUCGAUCUGGAACCCGGUACCAUGGACUCCGUGCGCUCGGGACCGUUCGGCCAGAUCUUCAGACCGGACAACUUCGUGUUCGGUCAGAGCGGCGCUGGCAAUAACUGGGCCAAGGGCCAUUACACCGAGGGCGCCGAGCUGGUGGAUUCUGUCCUCGAUGUCGUAAGAAAAGAGGCCGAGAGCUGUGACUGCCUGCAAGGAUUCCAGCUCACGCACUCCCUGGGCGGUGGUACCGGCUCCGGUAUGGGUACCCUGCUCAUCUCGAAAAUUCGCGAGGAAUACCCGGACAGAAUCAUGAACACGUAUUCCGUCGUGCCGUCGCCCAAGGUGUCCGAUACAGUCGUCGAACCGUAUAACGCCACUCUCUCCGUACACCAGCUCGUCGAGAACACCGAUGAGACCUACUGUAUCGACAACGAGGCCCUUUAUGAUAUCUGCUUCCGCACCCUGAAACUGUCGACGCCGACGUACGGCGAUCUAAACCAUCUCGUCUCCCUCACGAUGUCCGGUGUAACGACCUGUCUGAGGUUCCCCGGACAAUUGAAUGCCGAUCUUAGGAAACUUGCCGUAAACAUGGUGCCCUUCCCCCGUCUCCACUUCUUUAUGCCUGGCUUCGCGCCUCUCACAUCUCGCGGCAGCCAACAAUACAGAGCGCUCUCCGUACCGGAGCUCACCCAACAGAUGUUCGACGCCAAGAACAUGAUGGCAGCGUGCGAUCCUAGGCACGGCAGGUACCUCACAGUCGCCGCCAUCUUCCGCGGUAGGAUGUCGAUGAAGGAGGUCGACGAGCAAAUGCUCAACAUUCAGAACAAGAACAGCUCGUACUUCGUCGAGUGGAUACCGAACAACGUCAAGACCGCCGUGUGCGAUAUCCCGCCGCGCGGUCUCAAGAUGUCCGCCACGUUCAUUGGCAACUCCACCGCCAUCCAGGAACUGUUCAAGCGCAUCUCUGAACAGUUCACUGCCAUGUUCAGGAGAAAGGCUUUCCUUCACUGGUACACCGGCGAGGGCAUGGACGAGAUGGAAUUCACUGAGGCCGAAUCGAACAUGAACGACUUGGUGUCCGAGUACCAGCAGUAUCAGGAGGCUACCGCGGACGAGGACGCAGAAUUCGACGAGGAGCAGGAAGCUGAGGUCGACGAGAACUAAGAAAAAAAAAAUAUAUAUCCCGCGACGGAAGCGACACUCUCCCUAUUCUCUCUCUCUCUUUCUCUCGACCGAGCGAUAACGCAAAACACCCUUCACCCAUGCUUCUUAACUCGUGUUAUCUCUCUCUUUUGUAUCUUUUUUUACGGACUUCUGUUUCGAACUUUCGCGGAGCGCGCGCGCGUUUUUCGUUGCUGCCUGUCAAUAUUGCACCUAGUGCGAUAAUUCGAAGAAUGAUUUAUUAUUUUUGAUUGUGUCUUUCUACAAGAUUACUUUCGAUUACUAAUUCUCGCGCGCCCCUAUCAUCAUCCACUGUACAACCGCCGAGAGCGGCCGCUACAUAUUUGAAUAAAUUAUUAUCAUAUGAAUCUGUCGUCACUCGCACUACCCUGAUUAUUACACAGACCUCUAGACUAGUGCUAUUGAGUUUUGUAUUUUCGGAGAUUUCGUAUAUAUUUAUAUUCGUCUGUUGUCAUACGCAAUUUUAUACCAUGAUAAAAUAGGUGUGAAUAAAGAUCCAUGAAAUAUA
This is a messenger RNA of Temnothorax curvispinosus, 2035 nucleotides long. RefSeq names its product tubulin beta-1 chain. Gene Ontology annotation, cellular component: cytoplasm; microtubule. Gene Ontology annotation, biological process: mitotic cell cycle; microtubule cytoskeleton organization. NCBI's taxonomy places the organism in Eukaryota, Metazoa, Arthropoda, Insecta, Hymenoptera, Formicidae. The transcript has 2 exons. Gene Ontology annotation, molecular function: structural constituent of cytoskeleton; GTPase activity; GTP binding. Bases 166 to 1509 code for a protein of 447 amino acids. The record is from RefSeq and is a predicted model, not a curated record.